CGGCCAGACCGUUCAGUGCAAACAUGGCGAAGGAAGUGGCGGACGGGGUGCACGUGCCCCUUCCCGGAAGAUGCAGCUUUUACGUGGACAGAAAAAAACGUUUCUGCAAAAUGAUCGUUGCGCAUGGGAAGACUGUCUGCGGAGAACACAUGAGCGCCGUACGUGUGCGUGGAAAGAAGAAGGCAACAGAAAACGAAUUCCGUGCCCAUUAGAUCCAAAACACACGGUGUUUGAAGACAAACUUGAAAAGCAUCUUAAGAAGUGUAAUUCCCGGGAGAAGCCAAAACCCGUUUACUUCAUUCAGAAUAUUAACGCAGGUCAGGAGGCCAAUGCUGACGCUGAUUUUAAGCAGAUUCCCUUGGCCUCGCGAUCUAAGGAGGAUCUGGCCUCUUUCAUUAAAACGCUGAAGCAAGUGACAGCUGGAUUAAAUGGUGACUAUACAGACCAGACCCUGUCCCACCCUGCUUUACAAGAAGCAUUAAGUGAUAACAAGAAUGGAGAUUCUGCUAUUAAGCACUUGAAGCAGCAGGCAUCGCUUCUUGGAAACAUGGACCGCUUGGGACUACUGGGUCCAGAUAGGUGUUUUGUGGAAUUUGGAGCUGGAAGAGGAAAGCUGUCCCAUUGGGUGGACAUUGCCUUGAGGGACGUUCGUAAUGUUCACUUUCUUCUAGUGGAAAGGGCCACCACCCGGUUCAAGGUGGAUGGAAAGCAUCAGGGCAGCACUUCGGUGUUUGAGAGGCUGCAGGUGGACAUUCAGCACCUUUGUUUAAGUAAGGUUCCCCUACUCGUGAAAGAGCGUCUUCCCGUGAUUGGAAUUGGGAAGCACCUGUGUGGCGCUGCUACAGAUCUUGCCCUGAGAUGCCUGUUGAGAGACUGCCACGUUGCAGCUGGAGAACCAUCUCCAAAGCGCACCAGGCGGGACUGUGGCUGCACCGAUCCCCCCAGCCCCGCCACGCAGCCAGAGCAGUGCGUUUCUGGGGUUGCCAUAGCCCUGUGCUGCCAUCACCGAUGUGACUGGAAACACUACGUCGGCCAGGAAUUCUUCAAGUCUCGAGGACUGGGAGCGGAGGACUUUGGAGUUUUCCAACGCAUGUCCAGCUGGGCCACUUGUGGCAUGAGGGGCCAGGCGGAGGAAUUCGAGGAGCAUGACCAAGAUGAGGAGAGUGUCCUGCGGGAUGUGGAGGGGAUUUUGACACCAAGUGAGCGGGAGCACCUGGGCCGCCUCUGCAAGUUGCUCAUUGACCAGGGCCGGGUCCAGUACCUGCGGGAGAGGGGCUACGAUGCCAGUCUGAUGUACUAUACUAGCCCGGCGGUGUCACUGGAGAACGUCGUGCUCACGGCAGUGCCAGUCAGGGGGCAGGAGGCUGCUGCGGUACUCGCAGCUGAUAACACAGACCUGGGAGUAAUCUGAAGGACAGUCCUCUAUCCUGCGGCGCUGUCAGCAGGAACACGCAGGCAAGUCGCUCUCAUACUGGGAACUUGGUGGUCUGCUUUCUAAAAAAUACAAGAUUGGAGCUGAAUUAGUGUGGCAGCACACAGACGCACGGCUCUGUUCAGAGCUCUAAAUUCUCAGCGUCCGUCAUCGGGAAGGCCAGUGAGAACACACAUAAAGGGUAUGUAGGCGCAACGCUGCCCACCUCUGCGUCUGGACUCCUGGAUGUAUGC
Molecule: messenger RNA, 1665 nt
Organism: Polypterus senegalus (gray bichir)
Lineage: Eukaryota; Metazoa; Chordata; Cladistia; Polypteriformes; Polypteridae
Gene: trmt13
Product: tRNA methyltransferase 13 homolog
Exons: 11
Coding region: 71-1411 (446 amino acids)
Biological process (GO): tRNA methylation
Source: RefSeq, a predicted model, not a curated record